This is a messenger RNA of Meira miltonrushii, 3038 nucleotides long. RefSeq lists its product as uncharacterized. Gene Ontology annotation, molecular function: ATP-dependent DNA damage sensor activity; ATP binding; mismatched DNA binding. The transcript is spliced from 11 exons. Gene Ontology annotation, cellular component: nucleus. Bases 48 to 2672 code for a protein of 874 amino acids. The record is from RefSeq and is a predicted model, not a curated record. Gene Ontology annotation, biological process: reciprocal meiotic recombination; mismatch repair. NCBI's taxonomy places the organism in Eukaryota, Fungi, Basidiomycota, Exobasidiomycetes, Exobasidiales, Brachybasidiaceae.
UGCUCACGGUCGACUCAACCAACCACCAGACGUCCGCCUGAUCGGCCAUGUCACGAUUCACAUCACCAUAUCAAUCUUCACUGCCAAAGCGCAGCAAAUCGAUUCUGUCCGAUCUGUCUGUAAAUUCAGACGUAUCAACGCAGAGCUUUUCAAUCCCUGGCAUUCGUGGGCCACCUUCUUCGCUUUUUUCAAGAUUGUCAAGUAUUCGAAAACAAGAACGUCCCACAGAAGUUCCUUCAAGCAGUCCCAUUCGAUCAUCCACACCGGCUUCCUCAUCAGUUCAAGAUGUCCAGACCUCAACCAACAUGCUCAGCAAUCCUGAAAAGCCAUGGAUUUGCGCUAUUUCUGAAGGUAAAUCCACAGGUAAAGAGUUGGGAAUCGCAAUGAGAAACAUAGAGACUGGACACUGUUUUUUAAGUCAGUUUGCUGACACUUCGAUGUAUGGUCAUCUGCAACAUAUGCUUGACACAAGACCAUGUAGUGUGGUGCUCUUGCCAAGCUCGCAGCAAGCUAAGAAGCAUUUUUCGAUUCAAACACAAAUGAAAGAGGAUCCACUUCGAAAGAUGUUGAAGCAAUCUCACGACUUUUUCGUUGCUGACGUUCCAAGAAGAGAUUUCGAUCAAAAUCUGGGACUGCAACAUUUGGAUAGAUUGGUCUCAGUCGCAAGCAUCGAUGGUCAGUCCAGUAGUGCAAGAGAAACCGUCUUUCCAAGUGUCGUGACUUUGGCGGCAGUUUCUCAAAAGUACUAUGCCUUGAGCGCAUUCUCAGCUUUGGUCUCGUAUAUCGAAGGCAGCCUUAGCCAACAUUUGGAGCCACACACAGUGUUUAUCCAAUAUGUUCCUCCCGAAGGUACCGUGUUGAUCGAUUUUCACACAGCCAAAGAUCUGGAACUCGUUCGUAAUGCGGUGAACAAUAAGCAAAUGGGAUCUUUGAUGGGCAUCUUAAACUUUUGCAGUACAAGAAUGGGCGAGAGAUUGUUGCGUAUGAAUAUCCUACAGCCGUUGUCAGAUCCAAACACAGUGGAAUUUCGACUUGAGGCCGUACAACAGCUAAGCCUCAAUGCAGAACAUUUUUACGACCUUCGCCAAAGCUUGAAACCUUUCUCCACCAACAAAAUCGAUUUUGACAAAAUCAUAGCACAGAUGCUCAUCCCGAGCAAAGAGACGGUCAAAGGAGAGGCAAGAGCAGUUGAAAAUAUGAUUAAGAUCAUCAUCCAAUUAUGGUCGUCAUUGAUGUGUUUUAAAGGGGUGCACAGAUUGUUGCACGAGAUGAACAUCGAUGCAGUGCUUCUGCAAACGAUUGCUCCGAUUCUAAGCAAUCAACAUCUGGAUACCAUCAUUGCAAAGAUCGAAGAAUGCAUCGAGAUGGCAGUGCUUAAUGGUACUGCAAAGUCAAACGUUGCGUCCAAAAAUGCCCGAUUGCUUUCUAUCAAGACAGGAAGUAAUUCGGUUCUCGACGCUGCUCGUCGAACUUACACGGAAAAUACGGCCGAUGCACUCAAUCUCUGCAAUGAGCUUAAGGAAAAGUAUCAACUUCCUUUGAAACCCGUAUUUCUGAAUGGAGUCAGUACAGGCUACGGGCUAGAAAUGGCAUCCGGCAAUAUCAAACUACAGAAUCUGCCACGAGAGUUCAUCACAGUUUCGAAGAAGAGAAACGGAAAAGUGAUUUCGAUGACGACAGUUGAUCUGAAAAAGAUCAAUCAAAGAAUUCAAGAUUCUUCCACAGAGAUCUUUUUGAUUUCGAGAGAUAUCGUCGAAUGUCUCCGUUUGGAAAUUCUGCGGGAAGUGGGAAAUCUUUAUUUGGCAUCAGAAGCCAUUGCACUUGCGGAUGUGAUCCUCUCUUUGACGCAGUACACCAAGUCAGGUAACAAUGUUCGACCUUCAUUCGGUGAAAAGAUUUCUAUCACUGAAGGGCGUCAUCCAUUGUUAAGUGAUUCUGAAGCUGAAGGGACAGUUCCGAACGAUACUGAUCUGGGGCAAGACAAGACGUUCGUGCUAUUGAAUGGGCCGAACAAUAGCGGCAAGACGACUUACUUGAAGCAGGUAGCGCUACUUACCAUCAUGGCCCACGUCGGCUGUUUUGUGCCUGCCGCAUAUGCUUCCAUCCUUCCCGUGAAACAAAUCUUCUCUCGUCUGUCAAAUCGGGAUGAAGCGGAGGCAAAUCUUUCAACUUUUGCGAGUGAGAUGAAGACCAUGGCGCAAAUUAUUGAGUCUGCUGGCCCGGAAAGCCUUGUGCUCAUUGAUGAAUUAGGCAGAAAUACGAGCACACAUGAAGGUAUCGGAAUGGCACACGCAAUUUCCGAAGUAUUGAUUUGCAAUAGAGUUCCUACCAUCUUUGCGACACAUUUCGUUCAAUUGAACGCAACGCUUUCACCGUACCCCGCCGUUCGAGUACAACAAUUUUCAAUCGAGGUCAACACAAGCCAGGCGGGCGAUAAUCUCAUCUUUCAACAUAAGUUGUCCGCGGAAGGGUACGAAUGCCAACACUACGGUAUUGCAUUGGCCAAGAUGUGCCAGUUGCCGCAAGACAUUUUGCGAGAUGCAGAGGAGAUUGCAAAACGUCUCCAAAAAUCACAGAGCACGAAAGAAGAUGAAGGCGAGAAUCGAACGAAUGAGAUGAUGAAACGAAAGGAUAUCAUUUCAAAGGUAUGUCACUGGUUCACGUAUUUUUAAGAGAAAAUAUUUCCAUUGGAUGCUGACUUUCGUAAAAAUUCCCUGAUCUCUAGGCCUAUGAUCGAUUGCAAUCAAUUGUGGAGAAUUCAGGAGGCAAAUUUCCGUUUGAAAUACGAGAUUUGCUAGCGAAAGAGCAACAAAGAUGUAUUUUGGCAAUCGAUGAUAGCUUUACAAGACCGGAUCAUCUGCACGAUUUGCAAAUGGAAGAUGACGAUUCAAUGGUAGAUUUCGAUCGAUUCACCAUUCAAGACACACUAGAAGCAGCGAUGGAUGUAGGUUGGGGCUCCUCAAGUAGCUGAUCUUCCCUUUCUCUGACGAAUACUCUCAUGUGUAUAUACCAUGUCGGUUGAUCCUAAUACCAUUGCA